AUGUUUUUAAAUCCAUUGGGUUUUGAGGAAAAGGAACAGACAGAAAUGGAUAGCACCACGAGCAGCAGCACCACCCGGUAUUCUGAUAGCCCCACUACGGACUAUGGACCUUAUCUAUUUUAUACAUUGGAUUAUUCUUUUACUUUAAAUGCAAUUGAUGACUUAUUUUUUGAGAGGCAAGACUUUGUUUCAGCUAUUAUGGUUCUUUAUAUAUUUAUUUUCCUUAUUGGGAUGAUGGGAAACAUUGCUGUGAUACACAUAAUGUCAAUGAAGAAAAGGAAAAGGCGUCUUGCUGAUAUAUUUAUCACUCAUUUAGCAAUUGCUGAUUUGGUUUUCCUCAUUACUUUGCCACUAUGGACAAUUGCCCUGGGACAGAGCGACGGCUGGCCAUUUGGCAAUUUUAUGUGCAAGCUCACCUCCUAUAUUACCUCCGUCAAUAUGUUUUCCAGCAUUUUCUUCUUGACAUGCAUGAGUGCUGAAAGGUACAAAGUUAUUGUUCUAACAAAAAACAGCAAGGUUACCAGAACCAAAAAAUAUACACAAAUAAUAACUCUUGCAGUGUGGCUACUCUCAGCCCUUCUAGGCGUGCAUGUCUUUGUCUACAGAAGAGUCAUUGAGUGCCAGGGAAGAAGAUGCUGCAGCGAUGAGCAUUCUGCAUCCAGGACUGUGUUUAGACUGGUAACAAGGGUCAUUGCCUUUUUCCUGCCUCUUCUGAUCAUAACCGUGUGUUACUGUUCCAUAGCUUUGAAGCUCAACAAGCAUUUUACACGCAUGAAUAAAGACGAGAAGAGAAAGAAAAGAUCUGUUAUGACCGGACUCUGCAUUGUAGCCUUGUUUGUUACAGCCUGGUUGCCCUUCAAUAUUUUGACCCUGAUCCAGACAUUAAAUGAAUCUAAUUAUUUUCAUCUUGAAGCUAGAAGCAAAAUCAUCCUGGGCUACUCUGAGAGUUUUGCAACCUGUCUGGCAUUCAGCAACAGUUGUGUCAACCCCUUCAUAUGUCUGAUUUUUGACAAAUUUUUCCAAAAAGCCCUUCGCAAAAUGUUUGCAUGCCACAUUACUCAUAUGCUGAUGGCAAGGAGGAUCAGUCUCAGUUCUUCUGUUUCAAACAGCGAAAGAGACUCGGUGGUGUCCAGGGAGAUGUCAGCACUGGGGAUGUAAAGAGCUAGAGCAUAUCUUGGCACCACUGGGCUCAAGGCAAGAACCGACCCUGGGAAGGAUGCCAGUCCAUAGUAGGGUACGGUCCGUCAGAUAUUUCAGUUUAUAUAUGUUGUAAAAUUGGAGGAAAUCCAGAGAAAAGCUAAUUCCAGAUUGACAAGGACAUAAUCAGGAGUUGAACCCAAGUCAUUGAUAUACUGCGUCAGCACACUGCUUUCAGAUUUAUCUAUAACAAUCAUUUUUUUUGUAGAACCGUUCCAUAUGAAAACAUUUUUAAAACAAGACUGCAAAUAUGUAGUUAAAUAUUUCUUUAAUUGUUCAUUUUUUUAACAUGUUAUAUUUUCUGGCCUGCUUUUAUGUAUUUUAGAUGAGUUUUUCGCAAGCAUUCUACAUGGACAUUUUUCUUAUAUGCUAACGUCUUAACUAAAGUACAGUCUGACAGUGUAAGGCUACACAUCGAGCUCAUCUCUUUUUGAUGUAGUUUAUUUUUGAAAAAGUUCACACAUCUUUUCAAUAGCUGAGAUGGUGUAUGGAAAUAUCUUCACUUCAUCAAAGGUCAGUGGUGAGCUAUAACACAACUGUGGAACCAGCAAAGUUUCAGUUUUUAGAAAUGAGCAAGAAUGUGACCAUUUUAGCAUAGAAAAAGUCUAUUGUUCACACAUUAUGUCAAAUGUUUUGCUGCUCAAAUGUUUGAUAAAUUUGCUGAUUCCCUAACUGUACAUAACUUUUUGUAAUAAAUUACCAAAAAUUAAGGUAACGUACAAUUAAUUGUGCUGAAGUUGUCAAAAGUAUUUCUAUGU
Messenger RNA from Polypterus senegalus (gray bichir), 1955 nucleotides. Its product is annotated as G-protein coupled receptor 15-like. The transcript is spliced from 2 exons. The record is from RefSeq and is a predicted model, not a curated record. Bases 1 to 1158 code for a protein of 385 amino acids. Gene Ontology annotation, molecular function: G protein-coupled receptor activity. Lineage: Eukaryota; Metazoa; Chordata; Cladistia; Polypteriformes; Polypteridae. Gene Ontology annotation, biological process: G protein-coupled receptor signaling pathway; immune response. Gene Ontology annotation, cellular component: membrane.